CAUUGUUUGAAAUAAACUUGUCCAAUUGUAUUCAACGUAAUGGUUGGGCGAAUUUCACUUGAAUUAACACCAGUUAACGCUACCUUACAACGCUCAUUUUCAAGCAAAAGAGUUCGUCGGCACUUCUGCUUUGGAUAUAUUGAUUGCAAAAGCUGAACUGUUGCAAGAUGAAUCUCUUCUGCUUGACAAUUUUAUCUGGAAUCAUGACCAUUCAAAUAUACACAGACGCAAUGUUCGUUCCACCAUUUGGACAUCACGGUCAUCCUGGUCAUCCGAUGAAGCCACAUCUGUUUGGUCCGCCAAUGCAUGGACCACCAAUGGCACAUGGACUGCCACCACCGGUGAUGCAUAUGCACGGUCCACCGAUGCAUGCACCUUUCCAUAUGCCUAGACCGCACAUGAUGCCUUUACCAGGCCAUGCAAUAAUGAAUAAUCAUUAUGAUCAUCGUAUGUCUAAAUUUCAACAAAAUGCAUUUCAUCCGUUACAGCCAAAAUAUAGAAAAAAGGCAAUGACGAAAGCGUUUAAACCUACGAAGCUUUUUAAAAAACCGAGACGUGUUCUUCUUAUCCGACAGCGAAAUGAUAUAAACAUGCCAGAUCCAUAUGAGUAUCAACGCCAAAUGAGUCGAGUGGCACAAUCAAUGUAUGAACGUGGUAUUAAUUAUAACAACAACUUCGAAGGAAAUCGUUAUGACAACAAUAAUAAUUAUAACAACAAUGUUGGCAAUGGUAGAUUUAACAAUAGAAACUUUGAAAACCAGAGAAGAAACAAUGCCAACCUUAAUGACUUUAAUACAAGGAACUGGGACAUUGUUACCAAUGGAGGCAAUUCAAGAAAUUAUGAUAAUAAUAGGAACUUUGGAAACAACGGCAACUUAAAUCCACCUCACCUACGAGAAGUUGUUGAUACAAGCAAUCGUGUAGAAAUAAGUAAAAACUCAGUAAAGUCGAGAAAUGUUGGGGGAUCAACACGGAGGCAAUCAGUUAGACUCAGUAAAAGCAAAGGUAAAUCCAACAGUCUAUCUGGUAACACUAUUGACUUAACUGGAUCAAAAGUGAUAUCAUCCAACAAAAAUUAUGGAACAGAAAUACUGUCGUCUAAUCUCUUAGACAAAAGCAAUUCUGGAAUUCAAUCUGAAAAAGUGAACAUUAGACGAGAUCGGAUAAAGAGUAGCACGAAACGUACAGACACCUCUUCAAGAGUUACACGUUUGAACAGCAACAACGACAACAGAAACAGCGACAGAUUUAAUAAUAACAACAGCAAUAAUUACAACAACAGAAAUAGAAACAGCGACCUUUUUAAUAAUAACAACAGAAAUAACAACAACAGGAAUAGAAACGGCGACAUAUUCAAUAAUAACAACAGUAACAACAACAACAACAACAGAAACAGUAUAAAUGAUAGAAAUACAAACAGUUGGAAUAACAUGAACAACAGUAAUAACAAGAACACUAAUAAUAGUAAUAACAAAAGCAAUAUCGGAUUACAAAGUAAUAACAACAUCAAUUUCGAUAACAACAGCAGUAAUCAAAGCAACAAAAUAACUAAUAGCAACAAUAAUAGAAAUACAAUAACCAGCAACAAUAACAAUGAAAACAGCAAAAGCAAUGUUGGUCAAAACAACAACAACAAAAACAAUAAUAGUCAAAAUAACAACAAUAUAAAUGACAAAAACAUAAACCUAACUGGGUUAGCUGGAUCGCUCCUUGAUUUCACUAGCAUGGGAAUAGAUGCUUCAGCAAAUCGUCAAAAUACAGGCAACAAUGCUCUGAGCUCUUUGUCAACUGGAAGUCAUCUUCCUGGGUCAGGCUCUGCUACAGCAUCUUCAACUUUAGUCAAUUCCAAUGGUGCAAAUAACGCUGCAGCAUCUGCCGUGGCUGAUUUAAAUGGAAAUUCGAUCAAUUCUGCAGGAAAUUUACUUAGUGCUAGUGAUCUUCUUCUGAUUGACGGUAAUGGCCUGACUCCAGCUGAAGUUGCAGCAACUGCAAUUCCUAUGGCCGGCGAUGUACUUUCGGGCGUUGUGGACUUGUCAGCUACUGGUGGAAACACAAACAACAUUGGCGGUACUAACUUUGACGUUCUAACUUUAGACAAAGGAGCCUUUGCUCAAUUAGAACACGCAUUACAAACAGGCCAAACAGUAAAUGCUCAAUUACUUGACUCCAUCAUUAGUGGCGGUGGCACAACCAAUAACGGGAAUGGAUUUCACACGAGCCUGUCGUCACCUUCGGCAACAGCCGGUCACACGGAUCCUUCUUUGGCAGUUCCACAGAUCAUUAUACUUGAUCAAGCCCAAGCGCAACAUUUAACCGGAUCAACAGAUUUAGGAGGUCACGGUGGAAAUCCACAACUAGUUGAUUUACACACAUUAUCAUCGUCUUCCUCUAACUUAGCGCAUACUUCGGAACAGUUGUCGUCUACAGCCUCUUCCAGCCAUUCAUCUGUGGAUGUACCUCAUGCAGGAAAGGUUUUACCAGGUGUGCCUAAUCAGCUGUUGUCAGGAAAUCACGGAGGGAGUACCAUGGGAGGCCAUAGUCACGGACAUGGUAUUGUUGGUAUUCUUGGAGAACCAAUAAAGGCCAUUACUAUGGGAUCGAACUCUGACCUCAUGGGUCUUUUUAGUAUGCCAGAUGCGUCAAACCUUUCAAAUAUCCCUGCAAGUGUCGUAAGCAUACCAGAAUCAAUAGGCAGGCGGAUGCCAUCUGGUCACCAGCACUCAGGACAGACAGAUAUGUCUAGCAUGUCACAUUCAACAGGUCAUAGAAUGCCAUCAGGACAUAGUUCGCAUUCAAGUCACGGUGCACAUUAGCCGAAGCAUUAUCCACGAAGCCUUUAUCUUUUUUACUUGGUGCCAGUAUUAUGUUGACUGCGGGGUGUGUUGUAGCAUAUGAGAUCGAUAAAACAGUGAAUCAUGAAGAUGGUAUAUUGAUUGAUUGUCGUUUCAUGUAGAAACAUUUCGAAGCGGGGAUACUGAUUUCGGGUUUCUACAACAUGUUUGUGUUAUAGAGUAACGGAGUGGCACAGUCCCUGCGUGAUUUCUGUUGCUUUUUGGCAAUAUGUAUAACAUAUUACAGCUAUUUAAAUUGUUAUAUCAGGGAACAUUCUAUUUCUAUAUGUGAGUCAUAAUGCGCAAGUGAUACAGCAAAUAUUUAUAUUGAAUGUUUUGUUUAUAUAUGUUGCGUAAUGCAAUGGUUUGUUCUAAUAUAAUGGUAUCGUAUGAUAUCUCUAUCCUUUUAUAUUGUAAAACAUUUUCUUUCUCAAAUCAAUAUUGAAUAAAAUAGCCAAGUUUGAUAUGGGCAUUUCUGUUCUUAUUGUUAAAUGCACAGCUGAAUAUACUAUCAUAUCAUUUCUGACAACAUUUAAAUACGUGCAUAUGUAAAAUCAGCAUGACAACAUAUUUCAGGAUACUGGAAUGUAAUUGCAAUUUACAUAUAAAGUGAGAAUAUGCCAUUAUAACUUUUGCCAUACCUUGAUUUUGUCUAAUUAGACGUUAAGAUAAAGAAGUUUACGUAGAUAAUAUUUCCAUUUUGACAUGAAAAGUAAAUAUUGUAAACGACAAGUUUGAUUAUGAAUUAAAGAAAUAAUAACACUUGUAAGUAAAAUUGUUCAUCUUGAAAUAAAUUGUUUUGGUUGUGUUGACAUUAAACCUGUAAAAAAGAUGACAAACAGUUUACCAAGCAUAACCGAUUACAAAACUGUUAAAUAUGAAAAUUGGUAUAUUAUUUAUUUCAGCGUAUGUACGUAAUAUAAAAUUUUCUUAUUUCGUUACGAAAUUUAAGAAAAAAGUUAUGCCAUCUUUUUGCAUUUUCUUGUAAAAUUAUUACAUGUUCAUGUUGAAACGUUGUUAAUAUUCAUAAUUCGUAUUUAAUUAGAUUUUUAUAUGAUCUUUAUAAUUUAUUUAGCUAACACAUGUUCUUUGUUAAUUAAAUUUCAUACAUUAAAAUGACAAAAUAUGA
Molecule: messenger RNA, 3960 nt
Organism: Ruditapes philippinarum (Manila clam)
Lineage: Eukaryota; Metazoa; Mollusca; Bivalvia; Venerida; Veneridae
Exons: 3
Coding region: 168-2813 (881 amino acids)
Source: RefSeq, a predicted model, not a curated record